AUGAAUAGUUGGAAUGUGAAUUGGAUUAAUGAUGUGAGAAAUGGAAAAAGAAAUAAGACGAGGAAUGUGAAAAAAAAUGAAUCGAAUCGUGGGGGUGUCAUAGACAACAUUUCUUGGUUCGAAUUUGUCACAUUCGAUUGGGUCACUGUAAUUUUAAACAGAUUAAGAAGAGAUGGAAAUUUUAAUCUUCCCAAAAUUGAAGAAGAUACUGCUAUUCAGUAUUAUUCAUACAAAUUAGAAAACAAUUUAAGAAAUGGUAGACUAAAGUACAAACGAAAUGUGAAUAGCAAAGUUAAGAAAAAUGGGGAUCAUGGAAAUUAUGCUCAUGAUGAAAGAUACAAAGAAGAAUCAUGCUUUCUCCAAAAAAGAGGAAUUAUUUGUGCUUUAUUGAAAACUUUUAAAUUGCAAUUAAGUUGUAUUUCUUUCUUUAAUAUAAUCCACACCGCCUUUCUUAUAUUUGUUGCUUUAUGUAUAGAAAAUUACAUUUUACUUAUAAAGGGAUAUCAAAAUAUUUCGAUACCAUUUACAGAAAAUAAUAAAAAAAUUAUCAUGGGAUUCUUCUUAGUUCUAGUUAUAUGCUUAAAUAUAUUUUUUGACGCUAUUUUGACAUUCUUUGAUUAUCGCUUAAGGCUUAACAUGGAAGUUACUCUUAUGUACUUUUUGUAUAAAAUAAAUCUUGACCAUUUUUGUGGUAGAAUAAACUCCUCUGAGUCUGCUUGGUUUGAGGGUGAGGAUCCUCCCAUCAAUGAUACAGUACUCAAAGAUGUUAUACCUUCCUCUCCAAAUCAGCAUCAGAACACAUCUGACAAGGUUCCAGAGAAAAAAGAUGCCCAUGCUCUGAGGGAUCAACUGAUGAAGAAGGAACAAGACAAAAGGGUCCACCAUGUGCUCGUCGAGGGGGAUUCGCGCGAUUCAGUUUCCAAUGACCCGACAACUUGUUAUCCGACAGCUUGUCAGCGAAUACCAUGUGAACCUGCACCGAAUGAACCUGCACCGAAUGAACCUGCACCGAAUGAACCUGCACCGAAUGAACCUGCACCGAAUGAACCUGCACCGAAUGAACCUGCACCGAACGAAGCUGCACCGAACGAACCCCGGGGAGGAGUACAUCACAGUGAUGCGGGUGAUCAAAUCACGCAUAGACCUGAGGAACAGAAUAAAAUUUGGUCAAAUAAAACACACACAAUAAUGGAUCCUGAAGAUGACGAUUCUAAUGGAGAUAUCCCACCCAGAGAAAGGCUGCCACGGGAAAGACAAAGGGUUGUGGCACGAGGGAAUGAUGAAAUGGGAGAGGUGGGCAAUAAGACUAAUCAGACGCAGAACUAUUUGGAGAACCAGUUUCUAAACAAUGAACAGAGAAGAAAAAUACAAUUAGUGCAAGGGGAGGGGAAGAUAGAGGCCGACUCGUGUGACAUAAGUAUAUACAACAUUAUGUUCGUGGACACGCCAUUCUUGAUAUACUUCAUAAAUGCAAUGAUAGAUAUGUGCAAUAUGUUAAUAAAAUUUAUAAUUUCAUUUUAUACAUUUUACUACAAAAUGGGAAGUGAAGCAGUGAUGAGCGGAGUUUUACUAAUCCUGUCUCUGUAUAGUUUAAUAUUCUCCUUUGAAUUAUCAUCUAGCUUAUUUAAAAUUAAGCAUCUUAGAUGUAGAGAUUCUAGAAUAAGUAAUAUGCACCAUAUUUUGAAAGAAUAUAAAUUAAUUAAAAUGUUUAACUGGGAAUCUAUAGCAUUUGAUUAUGUAAAUGAACACAGGAAAAAAGAAAUGAAAUUUUGUAAAAUACGUAUAUACCUCAGUUCACUGAGCAAUUAUAUAAAUAAUAUAUCCAUGAAUAUUAUUGAAGUUGUAAUAUUUUUUAUUUUCAUAAGAGGAGAAUUAAAUAGUAACAAACCAAUUAAUGUCAGUUCGAUAAUCACUCCUCUUUUUGUUUAUAAAUCUCUCAUCUCUGGUAUGUCCAAUUUUCCAAAUAUCAUAAAUAAUCUUUUAGAAGGUUCUAUCAAUAUAGGAAGAAUCAACAAGUAUAUACAGCAUUACCUCUUUGAGUACGACACAAAUGAACAUAGUACUGAUUCAUCCUUUGAUAACAAUUCUUAUUAUUACGGUUCUUCCAGUAGACUUACUGAACAGCAUGGACAAAUGGAUAUUUCUAAUUGUAGUACUAAUGGGUUUUCAAUGAAUAAUAAUAACUCCACAUCUAUACUUAUUUCAAAUGUAGGAAAAAAAAAAGAAAAAAAAAAAAAAAAUUAUGAACAUGAAUUCAGAAAAACUAGAAACACGCAAUAUGAUGAGGAAGAAGCAGAAGAAGGGAUAGGAAGAUUUGCAGGAGGGAUAAAAAGAAAAAAAAACUGGAGAAAUUUUUUAAAAUUUGUGGUUUCCCAUAAUGAGUAUGACAUGGAGGAGAGAGUUCAAAAGAAGAAGGAAUUUUCCAGUUAUCAUUCUAAUAAAUAUAGAAAUCACAAGAUUAGAAAUGUAUAUAUGUGCCAUUCUAAUUAUCGCAAGCAUUAUUCAUCUUUUUGCAUGGAAGGAAGUACCAUGGAUGAUAACUCUCAUGUUGUUUUUUCCUGCGAAGAGAGAAAAAAAAGAGGAGCAACUUCUCUAACUUUGAACAGUUGUAAUAAGAAUGGACAUAACAGCAAAUGCAAAGAUGUGAUAUUGAAAAUGAAGAAUUGCUACUUCAUUGCAAACAAACGCAUUAGUAGUUGUGUGACAACCAAUGAAGGAGGAGCAAUGUUACUGAAGAAUAUUAACUUGAUUGUAAAAAAUAAUUCGCUAACUGUGAUUCUUGGAAAUGUGGGUUCUGGAAAAACACUCCUUUUUAAUUCACUUUUGGGAAAUUUAAAAUUAGCACAAGGAAAUUAUUACAUAAAAAAUUUUAUCUAUGAUAUGCCAAUUAUGUACGUUCCUCAGUUCACUUGGGUUACCAUCGGUACCAUCCGUUCCAUGAUUUUGUUUGGAAAUCGAUUUGAUCCAGUUUUGUAUUACCAAGUUAUUGAACAAAGUGAGUUAUUGAAUGAUUUAAAUACAUUCAAGAGAAAAGAUCUUAGAUAUAUCAAUGAUGAACAUAGUCUAAGUAAAGGGCAAAAGGCACGAAUUUGUUUAGCACGGGCUUUGUACCACCAUUACAUACACAUGAGUGAUUUAUUGAUUGAUUAUGAAAAUGAAAUAAAUGAAAAUAAUAAAUGUCGUGAAGAGAAGGUUCACGGAAAUUAUACUAUACACUCGUAUGCUGUGCAAAAAGUAAACAGUAAUAAUCACAAGGAAAAAAUGGGAGAAGAAAAAGAAGUAGCCAUGAAAGGAUGCCAGGACGAGAGAAAAACACAGACGAGUGUAGAAAAUCAAGGCAUAAAUGAAAACUCCCUUCCUCAGGAGAGGAUGGAGACGCACGAAUUGGAAGAAAUGAACAAUGUUAACAAAAUGGACAAAGCAAACAAUCCUACCAACAACACGCAUGACAGAGGAAAAAACACAAGAAGAAUAAGAAAUUCCAUUUCUCAUGGCAUCCAAGCGAAUGAUAUUAAAAUGGAUGAAUCACUGCAUGAUAAGAACAAAAGACAAUCAGAGGAAGUUGGAUGUGUUGGAAAAGGCGAAUCGAAUGAGGCAAACGAUGUGAUUAUAGAACCCACAGAAGAACCCGAGAAACAUAAUUCUUUUCCUUUUAAUAAUAAUAAAUAUAUUAAGGAGUGUCUAGAAAUUGAAGAAAUGUCCUACCUGUACUUGUUGGAUGACAUUUUCUGUUCUCUAGAUCCAUGCAUCUCUAAAAAUAUUUUCUACAAUUUGUUUUGCCAUAAGGAAAAUGUGCAAGGAUUUAAAAAUAAAUGUUCCUUUGUAAUGUCUGUAAAUCAGAACAUAUGGAACAGCUUUCUCUUGGAAGACAUUAUUAACAACCUUCAGUAUGAGGUAGAAAUAUAUGAACUUCAAGAUAGAACGUUGGUUUAUCACGGAGAUAUUCAUGCAUAUAUGAAAAAAAAUGAAAUAACUAUCAGGAAGGAACUACCCAAGGAACAUGGAAUCAAUUCUGAUGGAAGAACCAUUGCAUCUGGGUUAUCUCACUUUCCUUCUACACAUUCUCAGAAAUCUACAAACGGGAUAAUGGAAUUUUUCGAAGAUCAACAAAAAAGAAACAGAAGAAGACAAAAAAAAAAGAGCAGCACUAGCUAUGAUAUGAAAUAUCACAAAUUUAUGCUUCUGAAAGAACUAAAAAGUACAUAUUCAUGUAAACUAGAACCCAUAGGAUCUGCAUCUUUACAUGAACAUGGUAGAAAAUAUUCAUACGUUACACAAAAUUAUGGAGAGAAAAUGGAUAUGAAAAAGAUGGAGACAAGUGGGAAUUUAAGCAGCUUACUAAGUAUAGGAAGUAGGAAAAGAACAAUGAUUAAUAAUUACGCAGAAUUUUUAGUGAAGCAAAAUAAUAAGAAUUGUAGUUUAUCAUUUAAUGAAAGUGAUAAAGUAUAUUUACACGAAUUUGAAAAUGUGAAUAAAAUAUUACAAUCUCAGCUGAAGGAAAAUUAUGCAUGUGAUUAUAUUGGAAUCAAUGAAAAUGAUGAAGAAGAAGAAGAAGAAUUCCGAUUUAGGGGAAAUAUAAAAUGGAAAACUUUUAUAUGGUAUCUAAAAAUGAUUGGAAAACGACUCAUAAUAGUAAUUAUUUUUUUUAUGAUAAUAUCUAUAUUUACUGAUGAAAUAAAAAAUAUGUUAUUAUUCAUGACAAGCACAUUAAUUCGAAAUGGAACAGCACAGAAUGAUUCUGAAAUUUUAAGGAAGCAAUUAAUUUACUUGAAAUAUUUUGUAUUAUUACCAUCCAUAUCUUUAUUAACAACACUAAUUGCAUUCAUGGUUAUUGCACAUGGAAUCGGAAUAUCAGCUGUGAAAGUUCACACAGAAGUUUUGACCAGUAUUUUAUACGCACCUAUACAUGCUUUUUAUAGCAAUAAUUUAGGAAAUAUAAUUAAUCGAUUCAUUACAGAUAUUAAUGUUCUUGAUAAUGGAAUAAUAAAAAGAAUUUAUAAAACAUUUUACACGUUCUUUCGUUUUCUUUUUACAAUAUUUUUACUUAAUUAUAUGGUUAAGCAUACAAUAUAUGUAUUUCCAUUUAUUCUUUUAUUAAUUUAUUUCUUUGUUUUUCAAAAAUAUUCAAUAGGAUGUAAAGAAGCACAACGAGGGUAUCUAUGUGCUCAUGCACCCUUAUGCACAAUUUAUAGCAAUACAAUAGCGGGAAAAGAUAUAAUUAAUAUGUAUAAGAAAAAUAAACACUUCAUGUCUCUAUAUACAAAACGAGUAUUGGAUUUCAAGAAUUAUACAAUUUUUAAAUGGUCUCUUACCAUUUGGGCCUCUCUCUAUGUACAGUUGAUUGUUCUUUGCCUUACCUCCUUUUAUAUUCUCUAUCCUUAUCUCAUAUUGCCACACCUUGGAAAAUUAAAUGAUCCCAAUUUUAUGAACCAAGAAGCAAAUGCAAAUAUUAUUGGAUAUUGUGUCACCUUUUCAUGCAGCCUUGGGUUUAUCAUUAAGUCUCUACUUUAUGAUUACACCCAUGUGGAGAAGGAAAUGUGCAGUACCCAGAGACUGGAGGAGUGUUCUCAAAUGAUUAAUGAGAAUGUUGGAUAUUCAGAUGAGGAAGCAGAAGAGCAUGCAACUGGGAGAGACGGGCGCACAGCGGGGACAGACCAACGCACAGCAGAAAGAGACGAGCGCACAGCGGGGACAGACCAACGCACAGCAGAAAGAGACGAGCGCACAGCGGGGACAGACCAAAUGAUCACGGCUGAUGCCAAUCCAAAAGCCAAGUAUGGGUUCCACUUUGAAAAUGUGUUUGUGAGCUAUAAGAAGAAAAUUUAUAUAGACAAGGUUCGAAACGUUUAUUACUAUGCAAACGAAAAAUCAUGCUUGAGAAAUAUUAACAUAUAUGCAUUGAAGGGGCAGAAGGUUGGAAUCGUGGGAAAAUCAGGUGCAGGAAAAAGUACAACCUUUCUCUCAAUCCUUGGACUAAUAUCAACGACACGAGGAAAUAUUACUAUCGAAGGUCGUGACAUAAAAUCAAUGAGUUUGGAGGAAAGAAAAAACACAAUAGGUCUUCUUCCCCAAUCUUCCUUUGUUUUCUUUCAUUGGAAUGUCAGAACAUACAUAGAUCUUUACGACCAAUUUUCAGAUGAUGAAAUUAUUGAUGCUUUUAAGUUGAUUGGGAUAAAUCUUGGUCAUAACGAUUUGAACAAAUAUAUAUAUAAACAAAAGGAAAAAAAAAAAUCGAAUCACGGACAGAGAGGGGGGGAGAAGGAGGGACGAAAACAAAAAAAUUCAUCUGCAUCAGUUGUGGGUGGUGCAGAAUCGUCAGAAGUACCACAAUCAUACACUUCCAAAUCUGGGUCUACCUCUACCUAUGCAGCUGCAUCUACAUCUGCAUCUGCAUCUACCUAUGCAACUGCAUCUGGAUCUACCUCUAAAUCUGCACCUGAAUCUGCAUCGACGUCAGAAAAUUUUCUCUCUCUCUCGGAUGAUUGCAUACGCUACCUGGCCCUCGUACGAAUUUAUCUGAACAGACAUAUAUACAAGCUUGUACUGAUUGAUGAAAUACCAGUAAUUAACUUAAAUCUAAGUAACAGCAAUUCGAAUCAUUUUUUUUCAAGUAAUGUUAAAUCGUUUGAGUAUAUCAUAAGCAACUAUUUCAAGCACAUUACUGUUUUGAUAAUUGCUCAUGAUGUGACUACCCUAUCUUGUUGUGAUUUCAUUUAUGUCAUGGCCAAUGGGGAAGUAAUUUACAAAUGCAAUUAUGCAGAUAUCAAAACGCAAGCGGGUCUAGCUGCCCUCAUUCAGGAGCAAACUUAA
Plasmodium gonderi is the source of this 6810-nucleotide messenger RNA. RefSeq names its product multidrug resistance associated protein. Gene Ontology annotation, biological process: transmembrane transport. The transcript has a single exon. Gene Ontology annotation, molecular function: ATP binding; ABC-type transporter activity; ATP hydrolysis activity. The record is from RefSeq and is a predicted model, not a curated record. Gene Ontology annotation, cellular component: membrane. The coding region runs from base 1 to 6810 and encodes 2269 amino acids. NCBI's taxonomy places the organism in Eukaryota, Apicomplexa, Aconoidasida, Haemosporida, Plasmodiidae.